AUGGCGAUCGCUCACGCUGCAGCCGAGUACGUGUUCGGUGAUUUACUGCUGAAGGAAGCCGGUAAAGACGGAAACAAACAGAGAGAAGUGAGAGUGGAGUUAGGAGUGGAUAAACUGCUCAGUGUUACUGCGGUAGCGCUUCCAUUACUGCUCAUCUCACUGGCCUUCGCUCAGGAAGUGUCUGUGGGAACGCCGAUCAGCUGUUUCGCUCCCAUGAACUUCUCAUGGCGUCAGGCGGCGUACGUGGAUAAUUACUGCUGGGCUGCUGUACAAACGCAGGAGACGGGAGGGCUGCCACUCUCCUUACAUAAGUUCUUUCCGUACAUCCUGUUGCUGACGGCGGUUCUGGUUUACGUUCCCUCGUUGUUCUGGCGCUUCACGGCCGCCCCGGUUCUCUCUUCUGAUCUGUCCUUCAUCAUGGACGAGCUCGAUCGUUCCUACAACAGAGCCAUCAACCUCACCAAGUACCUGGACAACGCCUCCAAGCAUCGAGAUACGCACGGCACAGACUCAGUGCAGGACCUGACGGAGAGCUGUUUCAAGUACCCGUUAGCGGAGCAGUACCUGAAGACCAAGCGCUCCUCCCGCGUCAUGCUGGUGCACUACCUGCUGUGCAGGGCGAGUACGCUGAUGGCGCUGAUCCUGGCCUGCGUGUACCUGUGUUACUACAUCCGCCUGACCGUGACGGACGAGUUCCGCUGCAACAUCCGCACGGGCGUCCUGCUGAACGACUCCAGCGUGCCGCCGGCGCUGCAGUGUAAGCUGGUCGCCGUGGGCGUGUUCCGCCUCCUCAGCUACGUGAACCUGGUGGUGUACGUGCUGCUGGCGCCCGUCUGCCUGUAUUCCUUGCUGGUUCCCAUCAGGAGCUCGGCCGGGUUCCUGAAGCCCUACGAGAUCCUGCCCACCCUCGGCGUGAUGGAGUUCGGAUCGAGGACCUGGGACGACCUGACUGUCUACCUGCUGUUCCUCCAGGAGAACCUGACCCAGCUUAAUAGCUACAAGUGCCUGAAGGUCCUGGAGAUGCUACAGCAGAACGGAGCUGAAGGUUCUGAUCCACUGAUGCUGCUACACGCGUUGAGGCAGGUGAAGAGUGACGUCCUGGACGGUAGACUGAAACCCAACCCGCAGAAAUCGGACAAGGCGGAGAAGCAAGACAACUGCCUGGAGAUGAAGGAAGUCUCUCCUCUGUUAGACCAGGACCGUGCGGAGACGUCUGGGGACGAGAACGCGGUACGCCACAGAGUCUCCUGAUGAUGGUGACACUGGACUGGUACUGUGGACGUGCUCUCAUGUCUCUCAAAUCAUCCGUAUGAGCUGAAAAAGAAACAAAUAUCUUUGUGGUUUACACCGAUCAUGCAGGUACUUCGGGUUAUAGCGUAAUUAUAGCAAGACUAUCAUGUGGGGUAUUUAUGAACGGUAAUGCCACUGUGAACCUCCAGCAAGGUGCACUCAGGGACGAGGGGGGUUCGUCUCAUUUGAUCCUCAGACCACUAGGUCGUGUAUGUGCCAUAAAUCAGUAGGGCUGGAUAAUCAGAUCGUAAUUGUUUAUAAUGCCAAAAAAACUACGUCUUUGUAUUGGUUAACUCUUGCUAA
Molecule: messenger RNA, 1593 nt
Organism: Trichomycterus rosablanca
Lineage: Eukaryota; Metazoa; Chordata; Actinopteri; Siluriformes; Trichomycteridae
Gene: panx1a
Product: pannexin 1a
Exons: 7
Coding region: 1-1251 (416 amino acids)
Biological process (GO): cell-cell signaling; positive regulation of interleukin-1 production; monoatomic cation transport
Cellular component (GO): plasma membrane
Molecular function (GO): wide pore channel activity
Source: RefSeq, a predicted model, not a curated record